This is a messenger RNA of Podospora anserina S mat+, 3060 nucleotides long. RefSeq lists its product as uncharacterized. The record is from RefSeq and is a predicted model, not a curated record. NCBI's taxonomy places the organism in Eukaryota, Fungi, Ascomycota, Sordariomycetes, Sordariales, Podosporaceae. Gene Ontology annotation, biological process: meiotic cell cycle; regulation of synaptonemal complex assembly. The transcript is spliced from 4 exons. Bases 1 to 3060 code for a protein of 1019 amino acids.
AUGCCGCCCCUUCGAUCGACCAUCUCCAGCCACAAUAGGAGGCUCCCUUCUAAACCACUCCCGCCGACCAGGGGGGUCUCAGCGACAGGAGCAGGGACUGGUGUCCGCCCGAGGCUGUCACCUCCGCCCUUCUCGUCACCUCCUCCUCGAUCGCUUGUACCUCCUCGACGGCCGACAGGACAAACACACAUGCUAACGACAGAAGCACCCGCUCCUACCCAGUCCAAGACCGAGAGGCGGAUUACCCCCUGUGUCGAGUUUGCCAACAGACUGCUGAACCUGCUGUCUGUGCCGAAUGAUAUACCUGCCGCGGAAGGGCUUACUGAGGAGAUUACUGAACAUAUUGACAAGCUUCAUUUGCUUUGCCAACGGCCUCAGCCCUCCUCCUCUGCGCAGCAUCAGCAGCAGCAGCACUCGCCCGAAGAAAUUGACAUUGAUGGUGUUGGUGUCAGGCUGUGGAAUUUAUGCACGAGAUUAUGGCGGGACUGCAACGACCCGAUCAACCCGCCUGAGGCCCCCAAUACUCGGCUGAGGAAACUUGCGCUCUAUGGCAAGGCGCUGGGGUUUUGGCUGGUGGUGUUUGCCCGCUCGGCCAGGAACAAGAGGAAGAGGAGGAGUGAUCUGGUGGAUGUGAUCAAACUCGGUUUGAAGAUAACAAGGGACUUGGUGGGGACGAAGGAGACGAAGCUGUCGGGGAAUGCGCUGCAGAUUGUGGCCGAUCACAAAACUCAUUUGCAAGAUUUGGGACGGGAAGGCUGGAUGGAGGAAGAGGUUAGUGAGGCGAAUUGUUUGGAGGUGGAGUACUUCAUCUGGAGGACGGCGCUGGCGUGGGUGGAGGGGAGGUUGGAUGUUGCCGAGCAUAUGUACAGCAGUGCUGAGCGCCUGAGGGGGUUUCUCACGAGGGAUUAUACCGAGAGGUUGGCGGAUGUGCUGUAUGAGAUUGGGAAGAGUCUGAGCGGGAAGGAGGACUAUAAGAUCGCGGUCAAGUGGUUGGAGAGGGCGAAUGAGGUGGUGAAUAGUGUGGGUGUUGAGCAGCUUACGAGGGAGGGGGUGGAGCUGAGGUUGGCGAUUUUGCAGGCGUUGAUUACUGCGUUGCUGGGGACGGGAACGGAGGAGAAUUAUGAGAAGGCGAAGAAUUAUGUUGAUUUUGUGGAGGUGGAGAUGGGGAAUAAGAUGGUGGUUUGUUUGUUGAAGUUGGAGGUGAUGUAUAAGACGCCUAAUGCGGAGGUGUUUGAUGAGGAGGGGUAUGCAGAUGUGUUGAGGCAUUUGAUUAGGAACUUUGAUGGGAAGAAGGGGAUGGGGUCGGGGGCGGAGUUCAAGUUGGUUGUGCAUCAUGUGAGGAGGUUGCAUGAUAAGGCUCCUGGGGCGGGGUGUGCGGUGAUGGAUGAUUUUAUUUUGGUGUUGAGGACAUUGGGGGGAACUGGUGGGCAAGAGUUUAUGGAGAAGGCGUUGGUGACGAGGAUGUGGAUGAUGACGCAGCAGAGGGAUUCGAUGGAGACGGUGAGGAGGUUGGGCGAGUUGUUUGGGAAUGUUGCGAGGGCUGUGAGCGCUGAGGCGGCGGUUGCUGCGCAGGCGUUGUCGUAUACUCAGGGGGAAUACGCGCUCGCCGAGGCUUGGUGUCAGUUGGCGUUGGCGCCCAUCUUUGAGAAGGGCGGUCCUGGGAAUAAUGCAAAGCUGGAAAGCAUGGAGACGGCAACAAGAGUCAUCAACGACAUGUCGGCUACGAGCUGGAAGGAGCCCAUGACCGCAUAUCUUGCCUUCAAAGUCGCCAUACGGACUGAAGACCGAGUAUUGGCUGGAAAAUGUCUCGAAACUAUCAGUCAGACACCUGAACAUGUCGACUUUCUGGGGGCUUGUAUUGCAGAGUCCCAGAAGGCUGGGGACGUCAUCUGUGCUAUUGCCGCUCUCAAGAAGCUGCAGGAUCGAUAUGAGUACAAGGAACCGAAUCCGACACAUUUGCCGGCGUUGUUCAGGUGUACCAUUCGACUAUUGAACAUGCUCGUUGAUAGGGCAGACGCUGGUGAAAACGGGGUUGUUGAAGACCUUUGCGAUAUGUUUGAUGCUGGUGAGCUACCCCUGAAUGCCCAUACUGGCAGCCCCCUGACCGAUCAAACAGUCGUUGUCGCCCUCGAAAAGCAGAAGAAAGAGAAUCCAAGACGUAAGCUGUUUACGGUUGACGAACUCGAGUGGUUCAGCCGCAACUCUUAUAACCUCGCUCUGAAGAACACAACAACGUGGGACCUACGGUACAUAGUCAGAAUGCUCACCUCUUGCGUCCAUAUCACCGGCCACUUUCCGCCUGACAUGGGAGGGUCUCAGCUUGUUGAGAUGGGUUUGAAGAUGCUCUUUUCCCGGUUCAUCAUUUCCUCGGCGUUGGUCUCCCAAGCACGGGCGGAAGACAAUGUCACGAAGCAACUAGAAUAUUACACUGCCAUGCGAGAACAUGUUUUGGCAUUCGAUACCGACCUUCCAGAGCUUUUGCCACGGCUAGACGAACACUCGAGGGAUGACAUGCUAAGGAAACACGCCACGCUGCUGACAUUUGACUUUGAAGCCGCGGUAGUGCUGGAAGCGUGGGAUGAUUUGGGUGGGAUUGUGCAAAGAGCAGUCGGCUGCAAAAGUGUGACGGCUUUUCAGGCUAUGGCGGAUAGUUUGCUCCGAGCGAGAGCUCCAGGGCAAGUUCUGUACUCAACCAUGCGAAGACUUGUCAAUGAGAUUUGGGCGCUCGAGGCGUUUGACGCGGUGAAAUUGGCAAAGUAUACGAGGUGUUUGUUCCAGGCUACGUUGCCGGUGGAUGACGGGUUGGCGAUGAGGCUGCUGGAGGAGGCGUGCGGGAAGGCGAGGGAGUUAAGGGAGAGCGAGGCUGGCUGGCCGGAGGAGGAACUGGAGUGGAUGGCUGCUACGGCGUUUAAUCACGGGAUUGAUUGUUUUGCUGCUGGGGAGACGGAGAGGGCGAGGGGGUCGGGGGAGGGGGCGGUGAAGCUGGCGGGGUUUUGUAGGGAUGGGGGUGGGUUAGAGGGGGUUUUGAGGGGGAAGUUGGGGAGGUUGGAGUUGGGCUAG